This is a messenger RNA of Aureobasidium pullulans EXF-150, 1868 nucleotides long. RefSeq lists its product as uncharacterized. The record is from RefSeq and is a predicted model, not a curated record. Lineage: Eukaryota; Fungi; Ascomycota; Dothideomycetes; Dothideales; Saccotheciaceae. The coding region runs from base 217 to 1587 and encodes 456 amino acids. The transcript has 2 exons.
AGCUCUCCGUAUCCAAUGCUGAUGUUCCGAGGAUUGUUGUAGAAAAUUGCUUCCACUCGGCGUGUAAACACUGUGUAACCGGCGCACAACGGUCUAGAACGAAGUCUGCAAGACGGCCGGCGUCAGGAACAGCUUGCUGCACGCUCCACCCCUCCUUGAAUCUGCCCUUCGGUCAAACUUUGACAACACAUUCGACCUCGACCAUCACGUUCGGAAAUGGAUUCCAGGACCGCGCAGACAUCAAAGGCUGAUGUCGGACUACUUCUCGCAAAGGGAAAGCUCGUUGGCUGUCUGACCACCGGCCAAUCCAAGAGGUCUACUCUUGACUCGUCAGACAUUAACAACUUUCACAACCUCUUACAAAUCGCCAUUCGAGACACUACCCGCUCCACCAAAGAGUUCAAAAAAUGCGUUGCCUGGAUUGUGUGCCAUGUAGCAAAGUCUCGGCGUAGGGUUGCUGCUUUUGGAGACUACCUACUUAAGCUCUCGGAUUCUCUGCUAUCAGCGACAUCUCAAGCCAGCCCCGACCAGUUGCCUCUGCUUCAAGCUCAGGUCGGCCUCGAUCUACUUCGCUUGCUAGACGCCAUCUUCCUUCGCAUUCGCGAGAAUCCAGGCCGACUACUCCGAAAGCCGCUCGAGACCUACGCGAUAUUUGCAAAGACUAUCGGGAUGAAUGUCGCCCAGCUUGUUGAGAUGGCUGCCCCUUCUCAUGGUGUCCAGGCCCUUCGUCUCCACCAAGAUCUGGCUUGCCUGCUGCAGAGCUGGACUCAGGAGCGGUUGUUCACCAAUCGCAUACGUCUCGGUCUCCGCAAUAUUGCGCGCAAGGCCUACAUCGACUGGCUGGACUGGCUGAGGCGGAAUCACCAGUCAUAUCACUACAAACUGAUGACCAGAAUUCAAUCCGAAGAUGUUCAAAACACGUUUCCUGAUACCCAUGGACUGGCUGAGGAUGCGUGGUUCGAUCUUCCCGUUGGAACCAUGGUACAAGCAAUGAAAGCGACAAAGCCUGGCCAUCCCGUAAAAGUUGGACGCAUCAAACCACUUGACAUGCCAAACGGAUCAGUCGAUCCCGACAUGAUGGAAUCGGUGCUCGAGCACAUUGAAGAGUGCAAAGACAUCAACGCAAUACCCAAUGUGCCUACGACAGACGACGGGAAUGAAUUCAUCCUCAAUGGCCUUGGCCUUCGAUUAACGAGAGAUCCUAUGAACCGUGACGAUAGACCGAAACUCAAAGUAGUCGAGGGCUAUUAUGGGUUCAGCGUACCUUUCAUGAAGAUCUUCCAGAACAUAGAGAAGAACUCGCCUACUGGACCGGAGCGCCCACAAAACUGGAUGCCCCCGCCACCACCGGAGUUCGUUCAGCCUCCACCCUUCCAUAACAGCUUCUUACCUAACGCGCCUCCGCCACCGCCGAGUAGAGACACACUGCAGAUGGGCGGAGGUAGCUAUAGACAGGGCGAGUACGGACGCGGCAGCGGUGCAGGUUGGCGAGGUGAACAAACGCGUGGUGGAGGUGGAGGGGCAAAUUGGCGCGGAAGAGGCCGGGGUUGGGGAGGAGGUGGUGCAAAUGGGUACCGACCAUAUUAAGCAGACGAACCGGUCAUGCGCUGGAUCGAGAGCGACAGAUCGUUUGCAAUCACUUUGCUUGUUUGGGGUCACUAUAAGCAUCGAGCAAGAUCGUUUGGGGUCCUAGCAACGGCAGAACACCCGGCUUGUAAUACUAUCAUCAUGCACGAUCAACGGCAUUGCAAGUACAGCAAGUAGAUCAAGAUACGCGCAUAGAUUGUGUUCAUCACAAACACUUCUCUUAUCUAGUCGACCACUCAGCCAAACAGCUCGAUUGCAAUCUGAAAAAUGAAGAACAUAUG